Lagopus leucura (white-tailed ptarmigan) is the source of this 3325-nucleotide messenger RNA. It is a transcript of the gene RAF1, whose product is annotated as Raf-1 proto-oncogene, serine/threonine kinase. The transcript is spliced from 19 exons. The coding region runs from base 310 to 2313 and encodes 667 amino acids. The record is from RefSeq and is a predicted model, not a curated record. Gene Ontology annotation, biological process: protein phosphorylation; signal transduction. Gene Ontology annotation, molecular function: protein kinase activity; ATP binding. Lineage: Eukaryota; Metazoa; Chordata; Aves; Galliformes; Phasianidae. Gene Ontology annotation, cellular component: mitochondrion; cytosol; plasma membrane.
AGCAUGACUGAGAGCGGCGUGAGCCGCUCGCUUGCGUUCGUUCGGAUUCAGUUUAAAAAGAAGUACGUAAAAACCGGAGUGUAGUUGUUUAGGUUCCCGGCUCCAUCGCACUGCCCCGCUGUUGCCAUGCAGAUGUGGUGCUGCUCUGUUCCCGGACUCUUUUAUCUACGGUUCAAAUGUGCACAGAAAUAACCUCGCCGACAGCAGCGCUCCUCCUGUCCCCUGCGCGCCCUGCCCGUGUCAGAUGAUGCACUUCAUCAUUUUGUCAUAGGACUUCAUUGACAUAAAGGAAAACUAAAGUCUGCAUCCAUGGAGCACAUUCAGGGAGCUUGGAAGACUAUCAGUAAUGGUUUUGGACUCAAGGAUUCUGUCUUUGAUGGCCCAAACUGCAUUUCACCAACCAUUGUCCAGCAGUUUGGUUAUCAGCGCCGAGCAUCUGAUGAUGGCAAAAUAUCAGAUACUUCUAAAACCAGUAAUACCAUUCGAGUUUUCUUGCCCAACAAGCAACGUACAGUGGUAAAUGUGCGAAAUGGGAUGACCUUACAUGAUUGUCUCAUGAAGGCACUUAAAGUAAGAGGUCUGCAGCCAGAAUGCUGUGCAGUUUUUCGUCUUGUUACUGAACCAAAAGGUAAAAAAGUGCGUUUGGAUUGGAACACCGAUGCUGCCUCCUUGAUUGGUGAAGAACUGCAGGUGGACUUUCUUGAUCAUGUUCCACUCACUACACACAAUUUUGCUCGGAAGACAUUUCUAAAGCUUGCUUUCUGUGACAUCUGCCAGAAGUUCCUCCUAAAUGGGUUUCGGUGUCAGACGUGCGGUUAUAAAUUCCACGAGCACUGCAGCACUAAAGUUCCAACCAUGUGUGUCGACUGGAGCAAUAUCAGGCAACUCUUAUUGUUCCCAAAUUCAAAUAUCAGUGACAGUGGUGUCCCUGCACUACCUCCCUUGACAAUGAGACGGAUGCGGGAGUCUGUCUCCCGGAUACCUGUUAGCUCCCAGCACAGGUAUUCUACACCUCAUGUCUUUACAUUCAAUACAUCAAAUCCUUCCUCUGAGGGCACCCUUUCCCAAAGACAGCGAUCUACAUCCACACCAAAUGUCCACAUGGUUAGCACUACAAUGCCCGUAGACAGCCGGAUAAUUGAGAAUAACAGCCUGAAUGCUUCUCCCAGUUCCUGGUGCAGACGAUUUUGUUUGAGGGGAAGAGAUGCAAUUCGAAACCACAGUGAAUCAGCUUCACCCUCUGCUCUGUCUGGAAGUCCCAACAAUAUGAGCCCGACUGGCUGGUCUCAGCCCAAAACCCCAGUCCCAGCCCAGAGAGAGAGAGCCCCUGGGACAAAUACACAAGAAAAAAACAAAAUUAGGCCUCGUGGACAAAGAGAUUCUAGUUAUUACUGGGAAAUAGAAGCAAGUGAAGUCAUGCUUUCUACCAGAAUAGGGUCAGGUUCUUUUGGAACUGUUUACAAGGGCAAAUGGCAUGGGGAUGUAGCAGUGAAAAUAUUAAAAGUUGUAGAUCCAACCCCAGAACAGUUCCAGGCUUUCAGAAACGAAGUGGCUGUAUUAAGGAAGACUCGGCAUGUGAAUAUUUUGCUCUUCAUGGGCUACAUGACUAAAGAUAACCUGGCCAUUGUCACACAGUGGUGUGAAGGCAGCAGUCUGUAUAAACACCUGCACGUUCAAGAGACCAAGUUCCAGAUGUUCCAGCUUAUUGACAUUGCUCGGCAGACAGCACAGGGAAUGGACUAUUUACACGCAAAGAACAUCAUCCAUAGGGACAUGAAAUCCAAUAAUAUAUUUCUUCAUGAAGGCCUCACAGUGAAAAUAGGAGACUUUGGUCUAGCAACUGUAAAAUCCAGGUGGAGUGGAUCGCAACAGGUGGAGCAACCCACUGGUUCCAUUUUGUGGAUGGCACCAGAAGUGAUACGGAUGCAGGACAGUAAUCCGUUCAGUUUUCAGUCAGAUGUCUACUCCUAUGGAAUAGUAUUGUAUGAGCUUAUGACAGGAGAGCUGCCAUACUCCCACAUAAACAACCGCGACCAGAUUAUUUUCAUGGUUGGCCGAGGAUAUGCUUCUCCAGACCUCAGCAAGUUGUACAAGAACUGCCCCAAAGCAAUGAAGAGGCUCGUAGCAGAUUGUUUGAAGAAAGUUAGGGAAGAAAGACCUUUGUUUCCGCAAAUACUGUCUUCCAUUGAAUUGCUGCAACAUUCUUUACCCAAGAUCAACCGGAGUGCUUCCGAACCAUCUCUGCACCGCGCAUCCCAUACAGAGGACAUAAAUUCUUGCACGUUAACAUCCACAAGACUGCCUGUUUUUUAGGAUUGUGCUCCCCUUCCCUUAAUCUCUCCAGUGAUGGGAAAGGAACAGAAGUAACAGAAGUUGUGCUUUUAAUGCCUCGGUGUACAGGAUCAGUGACCAGCCGGAUCAUCCGCAUCCCCGUUUAAGAACAAGCUGCUAAGGAUGUUUGCAGUUCUUACCCUGCAGGGACAAAGCUCCACAUUGCCUUUUUCUACAGUUUCUUCUACUGGGAUAGUUAACAGACUACAAAUCAAGAGAUCUAUUACUAUUUUUUUAAUAGAUGCACUUGAGCCUUAUUUUUCCCACACACAGAAGAGAUGGAUGUUUCUUUGGCAGUGUUUCUGGGUUGAUUUGAAUCUGCUGAUAAACUGGUAUUUUUUACAGCAGGGAUGACCUGCCUUGGCAUUUGAGGGAAGAAAGAUGAUGUGAUCUGGUGCUCUCUGAUUGCCCCGUGUCACGUCAGGGGACUUUUGCUGGAAAUGGGUAUCUGCAAACAAGACUGAGGGAAGAAGAAAAAAACUUUCUGGAAAUCAGCUCCUGCCUAAGAGGUUUCAUCAAGCCAAUGAAAUAAGUUAAAAUGCUAAUUCAACACAAAAUAGUUUUGCAAUAGUUUUGCACGUAGAAAAAAAACUCUUGCAAAGGAAUGGAGUAUAUUCUAAACUGUACUGCUCAGAGAAGGAAGCUAGCCAGUCUUGCUAUGGUCAUCUUCGGUAACUUAAGCGGCUUAUUUUGGUACUACGGACUUGUUUCUUGCAGCCCAAUGAGGUGGAAAGUGCAGAAAGACAGGCUUUUGUGGCUGAUAAAGGCUAAUUAACAGUAUCAGUAUACUUCUGCAGAAUGAGCAUAGUUUUCAUCCCAUCUGAAGCUGUCGUCCAAGAGAUGCACUAUCAAGAGGAAACUGAGCAUAUACAGUUUUUCUUGCUGAUUUGGGUUUUAAUUUUGUUUUUAUUGCUCCUGAGAAAAUGCAUUUAUUGUAAGCCAAGGUUCCUCUGAUUAUCUUAUUUUAAUAAAAUAAAUUAAAUUUUAGGUUUAA